GCGGGUUAUAAAGAAAAAUUAGCAUACCGAUUCUUGCCUCCACUAUCGAUCCAUUCGUAAGGAAUGAAUCAAUAAAACAUUACGCACUAUUUGCUACCUUGAAGCUUGUCAGCUGGUAUAGUUAAUUUAUCAAUAUUUAAAUGAAGUUUCUGCGGCUCCAGCCUUGGAUUGAUCAGGAGCAAAUAAAUACAAAACGAGUGUCGAACACCCUAAUGAAAAAACUGCUAGGCGGGAAUUUAAAGCUUUGCUGUAGCAAACAGUUGCUAGAACAUCUUUCAACACUGUUAGAUGGUGAAUAUAACGAUGUUGAAACACUUUAUGCUGUUCCAUUUCCGUAUUUAUCGCUUGCCAGAGAAAUAUUUCCAUCAUACGUGAAGAUAUCGGCCCAGGAUUGCUCUGAAUUUGUAAGUGGCGCCUAUACGGGUGAAGUGAGUGCAGAUAUGUUGGUUGAUAUAGGUAUAAACAACGUAAUAAUAGGACAUUCAGAACGGAGAAAGCUUUUUGAUGAUGAAAAAAGCGUAUGCAAUAAGGUUAUGAACGCUUUCAAAAAGGGAAUGAGCGUACUUUUAUGUGUUGGAGAAGAUGAGAAGCAGAGAAAGGAGAAUAAAACGAUACCAGUGAUAGAAAGACAGUUGAAGAGCGUUCUUGAGUGCAUGGUUGACCAUAGAAUCUCCUGUAUUGAUGUUGCCUACGAGCCUGUUUGGUCGAUAGGGACUGGAAAUGUGCCAGAGAAUGAGGAAAUUGAGGAAGUCAUAGGUUUUAUCAGAACGGAAAUGAUGAACUAUCAUGUAAGUGGACGAGUGGUUUAUGGUGGUUCGGUUAGUAGCAAAAAUGUUGAAAAUUUGUGCGGUAUUAAAUGUUUAGAUGGGUUUUUGGUAGGAAAAUCGUCAACAACCGAAGAGUUCGCUCACAUUGCCCGUCUGUUGCAUCGGAAAUAAACUGUGAA
Molecule: messenger RNA, 946 nt
Organism: Vavraia culicis subsp. floridensis
Lineage: Eukaryota; Fungi; Microsporidia; Pleistophoridae
Product: triose-phosphate isomerase
Exons: 1
Coding region: 141-938 (265 amino acids)
Biological process (GO): gluconeogenesis; glyceraldehyde-3-phosphate biosynthetic process; glycerol catabolic process
Cellular component (GO): cytosol
Molecular function (GO): triose-phosphate isomerase activity
Source: RefSeq, a predicted model, not a curated record